Heteronotia binoei (common prickly gecko) is the source of this 1768-nucleotide messenger RNA. Its product is annotated as cytochrome P450 2K6-like. The record is from RefSeq and is a predicted model, not a curated record. Lineage: Eukaryota; Metazoa; Chordata; Lepidosauria; Squamata; Gekkonidae. Gene Ontology annotation, cellular component: cytoplasm; intracellular membrane-bounded organelle. Gene Ontology annotation, molecular function: oxidoreductase activity, acting on paired donors, with incorporation or reduction of molecular oxygen, reduced flavin or flavoprotein as one donor, and incorporation of one atom of oxygen; iron ion binding; heme binding. The transcript has 9 exons. Gene Ontology annotation, biological process: xenobiotic metabolic process. Bases 247 to 1740 code for a protein of 497 amino acids.
CCUUUCAAGUUUCCAUUUGAUGAAUUCGACACCACCCAUUCAAACGCAGGGUUUUUAUGAAAGAAGUAAACAGGAUAUUGGGGGAUAUUUCUUCAAAAAUGCAUGGAUUCGAUGAGUGGUGAGAGCUUAUACUGGACCAUGUCCAUAUAAACAAAUCUGUGUGGCUCAUAAAGGGGAAAAACUCUUUAUCAAAAUCCAUUGCAAAUUCCUCUGUAACCUCGACAAACAACUUCUUGUUAGCAGGAAAUGGGUUGGAUGGAUCCUUUUUCUGUGCUGUUCCUAUUUAUCCUUACGCUUGCAUUCCUUUGGAAAAGGACCAAUUUCUGGAAGAGCAGUAGCCAAAAGCUUCCACCAGGACCAUGCCCAUUACCACUUAUUGGACACCUUCACCUAAUGGAUCUGAAGAGGCCUUACAGAACCAUGUUAAAGUUCUCUAAACAAUACGGCCCUGUCUUCACCAUCCAAUUGGGAUUCCAGAAAAUUGUUGUUCUGGCAGGCUACAAGACUGUGAAGGAGGCUUUGGUGAACCAGGCGGAUGCCUUUGCAGACAGACCCAUGAUCCCAAUGUUUGAAGAAUUUGAACAUGGUCAUGGUAUUGUUCUUUCUAAUGGUGAGAACUGGAAAGUGAUGAGACGAUUUGCAAUAACCACCUUAAGGGACUACGGAAUGGGCAAGAAGACCAUAGAAGACAGAAUUGUUGAGGAGUGCCACUUCCUAAUACAGAAGGUUGAAUCUUUUGAAGGGAAACCAUUUGAGACUACUACAAUCAUGAAUGCUGCUGUUGCCAAUAUUAUAGUGACCAUUUUACUUAGCAAGCGAUAUGAAUAUGAAGAUCCCAUGUUUAUGAGAUUACUGAACUUACUCAACGAAAACGCCCGGCUUGUGGGAAGUCCCUCAGUCACGCUGUACAACAUGUUCCCUGCUCUGGGUUUUCUUUCUGGUGGUCGCAAGACUGUCCUGAAGAACAGGGAUGAAUUGUUCACCUUCAUACAGGCCACCUUCAUAGAACACCUCAAAGAACUAGAUGUGAAUGACCAGAGAAAUUUUAUCGAUACUUAUCUAAUCCAACAGCAAGAGGAAAAGAACAAGAACCAGAGCAAUGAAUUUUUCCAUAAUGAAAACCUAAAAGCUGUUGUGGAGAACUUAUUUGGUGCUGGCAUGGAGACCACUUCAACUACCUUGCGUUGGGGCCUGUUACUGAUGAUGAAAUACCCUGAUAUUCAGAAGAAAGUUCAAGAAGAAAUAAGAAAGGUAAUCGGAUCAGCUCCGCCGCGGAUAGAGCACCGAGCAAAACUGCCCUACACGGAUGCUGUGAUUCACGAGGUUCAGAGGUUUGCUGAUAUUGUCCCUACCAGUGUGCCACAUGGCACCACAGUAGAUGUCACUCUUGGAGACUACUUUAUCCCAAAGGGAACACAUAUUAUUCCAUUACUGUUCUCAGUGCUGUACGAUGAAUCUGAGUGGGAGAAACCCUUUAAAUUCUAUCCUGAGCACUUCCUUGAUUCCGAAGGGAAGUUUGUCAAGAGAGAUGCCUUCCUGCCUUUCUCUGCAGGUCGGCGAGCGUGUGCUGGUGAGACCCUUGCUAAAAUGGAGCUCUUCCUCUUCUUUACAAGUCUCCUGCAGAGAUUCACUUUCCAGCCAGCCCCAGGGACAUCUAAAGAAGAUCUAGACCUGACCCCUGCAGUUGGGUUUACAACACCUCCAAUACCCUUCAGUUUCUGUGCUUUGCCAUGUUCUUAACAUUAAACAGUGCUUAGCUUCCUCUGCA